AUGACAGUUGCAGUGGAACAUGAAGUGCUGCAAAAUAAACAAGAAAAAAAACUGAAUCAACUCUAUCUGGAAGCUGCACAAAGAGAAAUAAAUCAAUUUAGAGAACAAACACAAUUGUUACAAUUAGAUCGAAUCUUACAAUUAGAAAAGGAACAAGAAGAUCCAAGAAUUAGAACAGGAUUAAGACAACUAAAACAACGAUUAGAGAACCUAGUAAAAGAUCUAGAAGAAGAAUAUAGAUAUGCAACUAACCAAGUACUAAACUUGGACAGAAAAGAUUUUGAAGCAAUGCAAGAAUAUGAACAACGAAUCUUAAUGGAAAGAUUCACCAGACAAAUAAAACAAUGUAAAAGUGAACUAUUACGAGAACAAUACCAAGCAAAAUAUAGAGAACUAUUGGGAGUAUCUCUAGAAAACUUAGAUAAAAUACAUGACGUAGAAGACGAAGAAGAAUGA
Molecule: messenger RNA, 456 nt
Organism: Racocetra persica
Lineage: Eukaryota; Fungi; Glomeromycota; Glomeromycetes; Diversisporales; Gigasporaceae
Source: the annotation of a GenBank genome assembly